GACCAGAAGCAGUACGAGUAAUUCAUUCAUUCGCCAUGAAAGUGUUCGUUGUAUUGGCUCUGGCUUUGGCCACAGUAUCCGCUGGCACCGUUGUGCCCAAGCAGGUCCAUCCCAAGGAUGUGCCCGCCGACAACAAGAUCAAUGGUCGCAUUGUCAACGGCUACCCAACCUACGAGGGCAAGGCACCCUACACCGUCGGUCUGUACUUCCAUAACGGAUGGUGGUGCGGUGGUUCCAUCAUUGCCAACGAUUGGGUUCUGACUGCUGCCCAUUGCACAAACGGCGCUAGCGCUGUGACCAUCUUCUACGGUGCCACCUGGAAGGAGAAUGCCCAAUUCACCCACACUGUCGGCAGCGGCGACUUCAUCCAGAACUCGAACUGGCCCAAUGAGAAUGGCAAUGAUAUCGCCCUGAUCCGUACCCCCCAUGUCGACUUCUGGUCGAAUGUUAACAAGGUUGAGCUGCCCAGCUUCAACGAUCGCUACAACAUGUACGACAACGCUUGGGCUGUUGCCUGCGGCUGGGGCUUGACCACCUCUGGAAACCAACCCGACUGGAUGGAAUGUGUUGAUCUGCAGAUCAUUAGCAACGCCCAGUGCUCUCAGACCUAUGGCUCUCAACCCGAGGGUAUUCUGUGCGUCUCCACCGAAGGCGGCAAGUCCACCUGCUCUGGUGACUCUGGCGGCCCAUUGGUUCUCCACGACGGCGGCAGAUUGGUUGGUGUCACUUCCUGGGUUUCUGGUGCCGGUUGCACUGCUGGUCUUCCAUCUGGUUUCACUCGUGUCACCGCUCAAUUGGAAUGGAUCCGCGAUCACUCUGGUGUUGCUUACUAUUAAAUCAUUUCUUCCGCGAAGGAAAUAAAUUGCAUAUAACUAAAAAAAAAA
Drosophila willistoni is the source of this 884-nucleotide messenger RNA. Its product is annotated as serine protease 1. The transcript has a single exon. Bases 36 to 836 code for a protein of 266 amino acids. Lineage: Eukaryota; Metazoa; Arthropoda; Insecta; Diptera; Drosophilidae. Gene Ontology annotation, molecular function: serine-type endopeptidase activity. The record is from RefSeq and is a predicted model, not a curated record. Gene Ontology annotation, biological process: proteolysis.